Pseudovirgaria hyperparasitica is the source of this 3252-nucleotide messenger RNA. RefSeq lists its product as uncharacterized. NCBI's taxonomy places the organism in Eukaryota, Fungi, Ascomycota, Dothideomycetes, Acrospermales, Acrospermaceae. Bases 1 to 3252 code for a protein of 1083 amino acids. Gene Ontology annotation, molecular function: mRNA binding; translation initiation factor activity. The transcript has 3 exons. Gene Ontology annotation, biological process: translation reinitiation; formation of cytoplasmic translation initiation complex. The record is from RefSeq and is a predicted model, not a curated record. Gene Ontology annotation, cellular component: multi-eIF complex; eukaryotic translation initiation factor 3 complex, eIF3m; eukaryotic translation initiation factor 3 complex, eIF3e.
AUGCCACCACCACCUCACAGCAAGCCUGAAAAUGUGCUUAAGCGUGCACAGGAGCUGGUCGGGGUCGGCCAGGCCCAGGCAGCACUGUCGCUUCUUCACGAGCAUGUCGUCUCCAAGAGGACGCGCAACAGUCCAAUCGCCUCGCUUGAGCCCGUUAUGAAGCUUUUCGUCGAACUUUGCGUCGACCUCCGGAAAGGCAAACUUGCCAAAGAUGGCCUAUAUCAGUACAAGAACACUGCUCAAAAUACGAAUGUUGGAACAAUCGAGACGGUGUUCAAACACUUCAUCUCUCUCGCCGAAGACAAAGUCACAGAGGCUCAAACAAAGUCCGAUGAAGUACAGUCUACCGCGACUACGUCAAACGUCGAUGACCUCGAAGCUUCCGAGACGCCUGAAUCCAUCCUUCUGUCCACCGUGUCUGGCGAACAAUCAAAAGAUCGUACAGAUCGCGCUAUAGUCACGCCAUGGCUUAAGUUUCUGUGGGAAACCUACAGAACGGUAUUAGACAUCUUCAAGAAUAAUGCUCGCCUGGAGAUCAUGUAUCAGACAACAGCCCACCAAGCCUUCCAGUUCUGCUCGAAAUAUGCACGCAAGACGGAAUUCAGACGUUUGUGUGAACUUUUACGGAAUCAUCUCCAAAAUGCUGCCAAAUUCUCGUCUCAGACGCACGCCAUCAAUCUCAGCGACCCAGACACUCUCCAACGCCACCUAGACACAAGAUUCCAACAGCUCAAUGUAGCUGUGGAGCUAGAGUUGUGGCAAGAGGCUUUCCGCAGUAUUGAGGAUAUCUACACUCUCGUCAGUCUUAGCAAGCGGCCGCCAAAGAAUAUCAUGAUGGCGAACUACUACCAAAACCUGACCAGAAUCUUCCUCAAGAGCGAGAACUAUUUGUUUCAUGCUGCAGCUUGGAGCCGUUACUAUAACCUUAUGCGCCAAUCAGCAAACGCUGUUGCUCUAGGACAAAGCCCCAAGAAGGACAAUCCAGCUGUCACUGAGGCUGAUAUGACCAAGGCUGCUUCCUUUGUCUUACUUUCCGCCCUUUCAAUCCCCGUCAUCAGCACUUCGAGGUCCCGUGGCGCGCUUGUUGAUGUAGAUGAGGCUAAAAAGAACAAGAACGUUCGACUGACAAAUCUUCUGGGAAUGAGCACCGCUCCAACCCGUUCAAUCCUGUUCAAAGACGCUCUAUCCAAGGGCUUACUGAAGCGUGCUAGGCCUGAGAUCCGUGAGCUGUACAAUAUUCUCGAGGUUGACUUCCACCCGCUAUCGAUCUGCAAGAGGAUAUCUCCCAUUCUUACCCAGAUUGGUGAGGAUUGCGAGAUGGAGAAAUACGUCCUGCCUCUUCAACAGGUUAUACUCACUCGGUUAUUCCAACAAUUGUCCCAAGUAUACGACUCGGUAGAGAUUGACUUUGUCCUCGGUCUCGCUCAGUUUCCCGAGCCAUUUCAGGUUACGAAGAGUACCAUUGAGAAGUUCAUCAUGAAUGGUUGCAAGAAGGGUGACCUUGCCAUUCGUGUCGACCACGCCGCUGGUGUCCUAACCUUCGACUCCGACGUCUUCUCCUCUGCUAAAGCCCUUCACCCCGGUUCAGGCUCUGGAUCUGCUGAUGCAGAUGUAGGCUCUGUUCAACGCCUACAAAGCACACCCGCCGAAAUUGUGCGCUCCCAGCUCACACGACUUGCUAAAGCACUUUAUACAACCUGUCAAUACGUCGAUCCUUCGUUCAAUGCCGCUAGACACGCUGCCAAAGAACGAGCACUGACUCGAGCCAAGGCCGGUGCUGACCCUGAGCGGGAGGCCACAUUAGCGAGGAGAGCAAUAAUUGAGAAGAAAAAGCAGGCUGCUUCAAGCGCACAAGCUAAGAAAGAACAAGAGGAGCAGAAGAAGAAAGCAAUUCGCCAACAACAAGCUAUGGAAGAGGAGCAACGACGUCUGAGGGAAGAGCAAAAGGACCGAGAGACUAAGCGUCUUCAGGCCGAGCAACAGAGGAUACAGCGUGAAGAGAUCGAGAAGCAGAUCAGUGAGCUCAAAAAGGAUAGCAAGAUCGCUAUCGAUCUUCCAGAGGAUAUCUCGACUCUCGACAGCGCACGAAUUCGUGCACUGAAGCUUCAAGCUUUAGAGAAGGAGAAGAACCAAUUGGGUGAUCAACUCCGCAUUUCUGGCAAGAGGAUCGAUCAUCUCGAACGAGCCUAUCGACGAGAGGAAAUCAAACACUUGACCAAGGACUACGAAGCGCAAAUGGCUGCCGACAGGCAAGCCUACGAUGAAGCGACAGAGCUUGAGCUGAAGGAGUCCAAGGAGAAGCACACAGAAUCUGUUGAACUCAAACAUCGUCUCGAGCGUCUGGUGCCGCAGUACAAGGACUUCAUCACCACUGUUCGCGAACAACGCAGAGCUCAAUUUGACAAACAAAAGAAGGCAGCCGAGAAGGAACUCCAGCAGAAGAUUCAGCAGCGUGUCAAAGAGGUUCGCGAGCGACAGGCGCGUGAGAAGCGUGAGGCUGAAGAGGCCGCUCAACACGAGCGCGAAGAGCAAGAAAGGUUAGAGAAGGAGGCUGAACGGAAGGUUCGCGAAGAAGAGGCAAAGCGUGAAGAGAUGGCCGAAAGGAAACGUCUACGAGAUAUUGAGAACAAGAGACUCGACGAGAUCGCCGCCAAGCAACGUCAGCGAGAAGAAGAGGCAGAGGCCCGCCGAAAAGCUGGUGGUGCUCGUGCUCCACAACCUCCUACACGCUCAUUUGAACGACCUACUGAGCCAACCACUGCUACUGCCAGCGGCCCACCACGUAUCUUUGGAGACAAGCCUUCGUGGCGUGACCGCCAAGCUGCCAAAGAAGCCGCUGCUGCUGCUGGUGGAGCUACCGCUACACCACCUGCUCGCUCUGAAUCCCCAGCUGUUGCAGGUACGGAAGAACCUCCCAAACGUACCGGCUACGUUCCUCCUGCCCUCAGAGCUGCCGGAGGUGCUGCGCCGGGUGGUGGAUGGAGGCCUCGUGAAGGUAGUGGCAGAGGACCCGCAAGAGAUAGCUCACAUGGCCGGACUGAAAGUCCUGCAGCUGGCAGCGGCAGAUGGCAAACCCGCGGCCGUGGUGACGGUCCCUCGAGGGAAGGUCCACGCGAGUCCAGAGCGCCUCGGGACGAUUCUCGGGACGUGCCCCUCCGAGAGGAGCGGCCGCCGCCAGCGGAUCCAGCCUCUGCAGGUGGGAAGUAUAGGCCAGGCAUGUUUGGAUCGAUGAAGACGCAGCCACAACAGUAG